Rhopalosiphum maidis (corn leaf aphid) is the source of this 3795-nucleotide messenger RNA. RefSeq lists its product as uncharacterized. The record is from RefSeq and is a predicted model, not a curated record. Gene Ontology annotation, molecular function: protein binding. NCBI's taxonomy places the organism in Eukaryota, Metazoa, Arthropoda, Insecta, Hemiptera, Aphididae.
AUGGACAAAAAAGAAAAAUCUAUUUUUACUCCUACAUUUGAUUCAUUUAGGUUAAAGAAUACUCAUGACACAGUUCAUGUCAUUAAACACGAAAAAUUGACUCAAAUUUAUAAGGGUUCCAUUGUAAGAGGUUGUUAUCAUGGCCUAGGUUUAAUGAUGUGGGUACAAGAAAAUGAAAAGCAAAUAUAUGAAGGGUAUUUUUAUGUAAAUCAGAUACAUGGUUAUGGUCGUAUGGUUUAUGGAAACGGUUUGGUUUUUGAAGGACUGUUUAAAAAUAAUAUGCGUUUUGGACCUGGUGUGAUGACGUAUCCUGAUCAGUUCCAAGAAGUGGGUUUUUGGAUAGGGGCUCACAUUUUUCGUUUAACUUAUAAUUUGACAACACACUCAGUUCCAUCAUAUAUUUUACCAAAUGUUUCUUCAAAAAUAAAAUUACUUCAAUUCAGACACCUCAUUGAUCUAACCCGACCACCUCAUUCAAUUAUCAAUAUACGUGAUAACAACGAAAAAUAUCUUAAUACUAAUUAUUCGUGUCCUGCAUACACCCGACAUUUUAGCAGCUUAUUUUUAGAUUCAAUAAAAUUUGAUACAGAAUUUUCUUUUAAAGCCAUAAUAUCUGAGAAUAAUACCCAGGUGAAAAAAGACAAUCGAUUCAUAUGUGGCUAUGAUUUAGUCGAUUUGAUACAAAAGAACUACUUAUUAGUAAAUAAAAAUAACAAAGAAACAUUACAGUCAAAUAACGAGUUUUUAUCGAACUGUAGUAUAAACAUUGACAAACAAUGUGAAAUUUUAAAUAAUAAUUCAUGGUCCAUUAUUAGUAAUACAAACGAAAAUAUUCAAUCCAAACAUAUUCUAGAAUCAAACGAAAAAGAAAAUGAAAAUUAUCAUCAUGAAAUAAUACGUAACGACCAUAAUUUUUCAAAAAUGUUGGCAUACAAUAAUAACACCUUAGAUAAAAUGAUAUUAGCACAUGCUUAUCAACAGCAAUUUGGUGAAAAGAUCUUACUGUACAAUAUUGACGAUGUUUGGAGUGGGAAUCGGGAUAGGUUCAUGCCCUCACGUAAUCAUGAGUCGGAAGCUUUAAUGUUUUUGACUAAACUAGAUCUAAACCCUGAAAACAUACUACAUAUUAUUCAAAACUAUGAUGUUGACUUGGACGUAGCCGAUUCUCGAGGAAAUACUCGUCUCAUGAUUUCAUGUGCUAAUGACCGACAUGAGGUUAUUAAAUGCUUAAUUAAUCUUGGCGCUGACUUGGAAUGCUACAAUGAUGAUGGAUUUACUCCUUUAAACCUAACUAUUAUGCGAUACAUAUGUUUAUUAAAUAAUAUAGAACAUUGGACUGAAUAUUGUAUACCUCACGUCAGUUUAAAAUUUAAUAUUACAAAAGAAAAUCAGCAUAUAAUAUUAAAUAACAUACAGAAAAUAAAUUUCUUUCAGCCAGAAAAUUUAAAAAAUAUGAAGCUUACAGAAAACGAUGAUGAUGAUUAUGUUGACGAGAUGAAAUCAACAACAAUUCGAACAGCUACAAAAAAACAAAUAUUAUUAGACUCGGUGGAAAACACAAUACUACUUUUGAUUAAUAUGGGUGCUAAAGCAACAACUUGCGCCGUUCCAAAAAUAUCAAUUCAUUUAGCUUUAUUGACUAUAAAUUCAAACAUUUUAAAAGCUGUGUUCGAAGCUGGAGGAUCUCCAACUUAUACCUUAUCUAAUGAGAAUUAUAAAUUAAAUUUAUUACACAUGGCUGUUAUGAUGCCCACAAACUAUAGCGUUGUCCAGUGUAUUAAAGUGUUAAUAACGCAUUGUGUCAAUCCAAAUUUAAAAGCAUUACCUAUGUUUAGUAUUUUUCGAUAUAAAUUACCCUGGAGUAAAAUAGCAAAUGAAAAUAACGCGUCUAUGACACCUUUGGACAUUUUUUGCUUAAAAGAAAAUAUACACGAAUUAGAUGGAGAAUUAACUGUCGACGAGAAAUCAGAAAAUGAACUAGCCUCUAUGCUUUACAACGUUACGGACAAAAGUCAUACUUAUUGUGGUUUUGAGCCCAUUGUUUUAGCUAUGUUAACAGGAAAGUUACAUUUGACAAAAACGUUUUUAGAAAAAAAUAGAUCAGUUGUAAACAAAGUCAUUUCUGGUUUUGGGACUCUAUUGUCAUUAUUACUUAAUCCAUUGUACAAUUUCAACUUAUCGAAUACAAAACUAAAUAAAUUGUUAGAUUUGUUGUUAAAAUCAAAUUCAAAUCCUUUAAAGAUUAUUAAAAUGUUCAAUAUGAAAUUCAGAGGCAAUAUUUGUGAAUAUUAUUCCAAUUUAUUUGAAUCAGAAAAGCUGAACGAAGAAACACACCCAUUACGCUAUUCGAAUAUUAUCGAAAUAAAGAAAAAAUUAAGAGAUUCUGGAAGAAAAAUUUUAGAUAUAAUUUAUUCGAAAAGAGCUUCUGUUGCACUAAUAAAUGAUUAUAGAAAAAAUAUAACCACAUCAUCAUUAUCAGUUGAUGAGAAAAUGGCAAUGUUAUUUUGGCUAAAUUUUGGUAAUGCAAUCUUAACGCAUCGAGUGAAAAUUGUGAAGAUGUCGAAAUUAUUUAAGUUUAGAACUGUAAAAAUAAUAAAUUUAUUUAAUAUAAAAGAUACAAUGAAAAAUGAAACAUACACAUUGUGUUUACAACAUAUAAACUCAACAACUCAUAAUCCAAUUAUUCUCACUAAAGAAGAAAGUCAGGUCUGUUAUGAAUGCUUGCAGCAUCAAUCAAAGGAGAUGGAAGCUUGUUCAAGUUGUUAUUUUGCUCUGCUUUGUUCAGAAAGUUGUAAAAAUCAACAUAAUAAUGAAAAUAAUUGUAAAUUACAAAUGAGUAAAGAUUAUAUAAUUAAUAUUCUAAAUGAACUAAAUAACAACAUAACUGAUGAAAAAUCAAAAACAUCAAAUAUAUCUUCUACAUACCUUAUUUCUACUGAAAAUUCUAAAAUAAAUAGUGAACAAUUGGAAAGCAACGAAUACGUUUCUUUGUCUUCAGUAUCAUGGCACUCUUUAAAAUCCUUAUCAUUAAUUACAGAUUCGCAGUCAUCAAAUUUUUCAAAAACAUCGGGCAACUCAUUUUCAGACGAUGCAAGUAUUUACUCUCAACAGUCACAAAAUAAAGUUAUGUACAUAACACACUCAAAAAAAUACAAAAAAGACCAAUUUAAAGUUGGGUCAAACUAUUCUAGAAAUAAUAAAAUGUACAAUUCAGCAUCUUCAGAAAUUAGCAAUAGAGUCAGCAUCAGAAGUAGUAGUAACGAUCAAGAUUUUGACAAGAAUAAUUAUAUUCAUUCAGAUAUUGAAGUUGUAUUAAUAAUUUUAGAGGAUUCACAAAGAUACACAGAGGAUGACUCUAAUCAGUUUAUGCAGUCUAACCAGUCUAAGCGCAAGAUUACAAUACAAAGUAAACGAUAUCGUAAAGAUGAAGAUCUAGAUUACGACAAGAAUAGUUUUAUUCACACGGAUAGUGUGGUGAAAUUUGUUAAUAAAAAUAAACUAAAUGAUCGAAAAUCUGGGCGAAAAAAUACGAGGUAUCGAGAAAGAAAACUUAUUCUUAACAAUAAGAUAAAUAUACCUGUAUCAUCUAUGAAAUACAGAAUGGUUAGAUCACCGGGUUGUUGGAUACCAAUAUUUAUGUUCAUCAAUCGUGGCUCUUAUGAAGACGUAACUAUACUAAACAAUGUAAUAAGCUCUGGAAUAUCGUAUAUUUUAAUGAUUGAAAAAAGUGUACAAGCUUACACUAAUAUCAAUGAUAACCAAUAUUACGUGUUAAAUAAUUACAGUUUGAUAUAA